This is a messenger RNA of Porites evermanni, 1275 nucleotides long. The record is from the annotation of a GenBank genome assembly. NCBI's taxonomy places the organism in Eukaryota, Metazoa, Cnidaria, Anthozoa, Scleractinia, Poritidae.
AUGUGGAAAUACAGAACAAAAUUCAUCGCUCGCUUGUUUGGGGCGAAGUCUGUCGUACGACCGGCCGCUUCUUCAAGUUCGUGCAUUUCACGCUACUCUUCAACGGCACCUUACAGUACUAGUACAAGCGACCGAAACAAGUUCCUUUUCACUUCAGAGUCUGUUUGUCCAGGACAUGCUGAUAAAAUGUGUGAUCAGAUUUCCGAUGCCAUUUUGGAUGCUCAUUUAGAACAAGAUCCGUUUGCAAAAGUUGCUUGCGAAGCUGCAACCAAGACUGGAAUGGUGAUGGCUUUUGGGGAAAUCACCUCGUCAGCACGAGUAGAUUAUCAAGCCGUGAUACGAAACACCGUUAAAGAAAUUGGCUACGAUGAUUCUUCCAAAGGCUUUGACUACAAAACGUGCAGUGUUUUGUUAUCGCUGGAGGAGCAAGUUGGGGAGAUUGCCCGAAGCGUACAUUUAAACAAGAAAGAGUUGGAAGUAGGGGCAGGCGACCAAGGUUUAAUGUUUGGCUAUGCAACUGAUGAAACUGAAGAGUUAAUGCCUCUUACAACUGUACUGUCCCACAAACUGACUAAAAAACUUAGAGACUGCAGAGUGGAUGGGACUUUGCCGUGGCUAAGACCGGAUGGAAAAACUCAGGUGACUGUGGAGUAUAGUAUGGAAGAUGGCGCAUGUGUCCCACAACGGGUGCACACUGUUUUGAUCUCCAGCCAGCAUGCAGAUGGAGUACCAGUGGAGGAAAUUCGACACCAUUUCAAAGAGACUGUCAUAAAAGGUGUCAUCCCUGAAAAAUACCUGGAUGAAAGAACUGUUUUCCAUCUACUACCCUCUGGGCAAUUUCUUUAUGGGGGUCCUAUGGGUGAUGCCGGCCUUACUGGUCGCAAAAUUAUUGUAGAUACAUAUGGGGGUUGGGGUGCACACGGAGGCGGGGCCUUCUCAGGAAAAGAUGCAACCAAGGUAGAUAGAUCGGCAAGUUAUGCGUGCAGGUGGAUUGCAAAGUCGUUAGUUGCAGCAGGGCUUUGUAGGCGCGUUUUAGUGCAAGUAGCGUAUGCAAUAAGCAUCCCUGAGCCCUUGUCAGUUUCUGUCUUCAGCUAUGGAAGCAGUGAGUUACCUGAUGAUGAGCUUCUAAGAAUUAUUCAGAAGAAUUUUGAUCUCAGGCCCGGUGCAAUCAUUAGGGACCUUGAUCUGCGUAAACCCAUUUUCAAAGCCACUAGUGUCUUUGGUCAUUUCAAGCCUGGUUUUCUGUGGGAGGAGCCAAAAAAAUUGGACUUUUAA